Messenger RNA from Phaeodactylum tricornutum CCAP 1055/1, 2268 nucleotides. RefSeq lists its product with no specific name. Bases 1 to 2268 code for a protein of 755 amino acids. The transcript is spliced from 3 exons. Gene Ontology annotation, molecular function: RNA binding. Gene Ontology annotation, biological process: cytoplasmic stress granule assembly. Lineage: Eukaryota; Bacillariophyta; Bacillariophyceae; Surirellales; Neidiaceae. Gene Ontology annotation, cellular component: cytoplasmic stress granule. The record is from RefSeq and is a predicted model, not a curated record.
AUGCCCGCCGCCACUGCCAACAAGUCCAAAAUGGAUAAACAGCAGCCCAAGCAACAACGUCCCCAGCCAGUGAUGAGUAAAGCGGCACCCGCAACCCCGAAGCAGAACGCUUGGAGUAAACCGUUGAAAGCGGUUCCUUCGGCACCUCCCGGUUUAGGUGGUCCUCGGCCGACGGCGCCAUCCACAAAGGCACCGUCCGAAGCCGAAACGGCAACCUUCGUUGCUUUGCGGGAACGCUAUUUGGGACUUUGCUUGAAUCUGGUCGGCCACAAGGUUGUGGUGCAUUUGCGAGACGGCCGGCAGCUGGAAGGUAUUUUUCACACGGCCACUUCGUUUGCUUCGAUCGACGCCAAACUCCGCAACCAGUACGUCUUGAAAGGCACCCAGACUGUGAAAGCUACGACUGCGGACUCUAAAGCCAAUACCGUUACUCCGAUUCAACCCAAUGCUACCGUUGUGCUGGACAUGAGCAAGGUUGUGAGCUUGCAUUGUAAAUCCAUUCGUCUGCAACAUCAGGUCCCAUCGUCAUCCGUGGACAACUCGUUUACCGACACGGAGAUUUCUAAAGGUGCGGCUCGGACAAACGACGCGGGCUUGGUGGCGGCCGGAGCGGCAUGGACUACGCCGACGGCAAAGGCCGGCGGUGGAAUCGAUACUCCUGUAUCCACUGCCGGUACUGUUACACCAAGAUCAACCACUGGAUUGAAAGCGUCGAUUGGUGGAUGGGAUCAGUUCAGAGCCAACAAGGAGCUCUUCAACGUCACAGCCUCGUUUGAUGAGAAUCAAUACACCACGGUACUGGACAAAAAUACGGUCGACGCGCAGAAACUACGGGAGGCGGAAAAACUCGCGGCAGAAAUAGAAAAGUCCGUGAGUACCAACUGGCACGUUGCCGAGGAGCGCAACCAGGUGGUACAGGGAGACUUUGACGAAGAAGACCGGUACUCGGGAGUUAUACGGGAGGAGAAAGCGAAAUCUCCGGCGGGAAAAUCUGCAACCGUGCCGGCCGCAACCAAGGCUCCGGAAGCCGAGCCCGUGGCAGCGGUACAGAAGAAGACCAUGAAUUAUGCGGCGGCCGCGAGUAAAAAGGCAGAACCGCAGGCUGUUGUUGUUCCACAUGCGGUCGUCGAAGCCAAAAAGAAAACGGAGCCCCCAGCCACUCUUAAGAAAGCAAACAAGGCAACACCAACAAUAACAACUCCUGCUCUGACGGCUAAAGCGGCCGAGUCGAAGACAGACGUACCAGCAAAACAGGUGACACAAUCCGCAGAGGACAAACCAUCCACGGAAACUACUUCGGAGGAGCCUGUCAAGGAAACGGCCAAAGAGGAAGAAAAACCCAAAUCCAAGUUGAACGCUAACGCCAGUUCGUUUUCCUUUAACAUCAAUGCUAAAUCCUUUACGCCAGGAACACCAGCGGCUCCGCCGGCGGCGUUUCCUGACCAAUCUUACGCGAUCGAUCCUCAUACCGGUAUGCCUUUGCAGCAAUACAUGAAUCUACCGCCGCACAUUGGACAACCAGCCAUGAUGCACAUGAUGAACCCUGGCGUUCGGUAUCCAUAUCCUGGUAUGGAGCACCAUCAUGUUCCUCCACAUCAGCAACAACAAGUUCAUUCCCCAGCAAAAACGGGUUCUAUAGUAUCCCCGGUGCCUAGCCAGGAAGCUGCUCCCGUUACAGAGGAUGGGAGUGUAGCUUCAGGAGCUGCGAUUUCGCAGCCACAAGAUGGCGAGGCAACGGAGAUGACGCCACAGAACGCCCCUCAGCCGUAUCCCGUACAUCCAUCGCAAUAUCCCGCAAUGCCUCCCCGCGGUGGCAUUUCGGGGUACCAUCCCCAAAUGUAUCCUGGACAAUAUAUGCAUCCUCCACCCAAUCCAAUGUACCAUCUCCCUCCCCACCGACCCAUGUAUCCGAUGCCCCCCACUGUUCCUCCCAACAUGAUGCGUCCAUACGGCCAAGCAUACUCGAACGCACCCAUGCCUUACGGAUACUACGAAGACGACGGCAAUGGCGCUGGAACCGGUGGUCGUGGUGGGCGCGGCGGUGGUCGAGGAGGUCGCGGCAAUGGGCGUGGUGGACGAGGCGGGCGAUUAUACGCUGGUCGCGAUGGAGGUCGCGGGCGCGGACAAACAGGUGGGCGCUUUCAGAGUCCGCCAACGGGCCCGGCCCAUCCGACUGAUGCCGACACUUUGGAGCCCGCACCUUUGACGGAUCCGACGCCGGCCAUGGCGGCGGGCGCAACCCCGAAUACGGAAGAAGCGUCCACUUGA